Messenger RNA from Cicer arietinum (chickpea), 1185 nucleotides. Its product is annotated as ethylene-responsive transcription factor 4. NCBI's taxonomy places the organism in Eukaryota, Viridiplantae, Streptophyta, Magnoliopsida, Fabales, Fabaceae. Gene Ontology annotation, biological process: regulation of DNA-templated transcription. Gene Ontology annotation, molecular function: DNA-binding transcription factor activity; DNA binding. The record is from RefSeq and is a predicted model, not a curated record.
CAUCUUUUAUUCAUCAACAUCAUGGCCCAUACAUACCCAUAUACAUCCCCUUCUAUAAAAAAGCCACUUCCUCCUCUCCAUUCCGCAACAACAAAAACUGUUUUUACAAAUUGAAAAGAAAAAAUACGCAAAUUAAAAUUAAGAGUUAGUUACGUUACUAUAUAUUGUUAUUUAUUAUUUUAUGGCGCCCAAGGAUAAGAACGGUGGCGUUAAAGUGAACGGUAACGUUAACGGCGUCGUUAAAGAGGUUCAUUUUCGAGGAGUCAGGAAGAGGCCAUGGGGAAGAUACGCCGCCGAGAUUAGAGAUCCGGGAAAGAAGAGCCGCGUUUGGCUCGGCACUUUCGACACGGCGGAAGAGGCUGCACGAGCCUACGACACCGCCGCACGUGAUUUCCGUGGUUCUAAGGCUAAAACUAACUUCCCUUACCCUUCCGAAAAUAUAAAGAUCCAAAGUACUAGCCAAAGCAGCACCGUUGAAUCCUCCAGCCGCGACCGUGACGCCGCCGCCGAUGAAUCUUAUCCGCUUGACCUUAACUUAUCCCCCGCUAUCAACGGCUCCGUUCAGUUUCCUUUUCAGCAUCGUUUCCCGUCGAUGCCGCCAGCUGACAAGUUUUUUUAUUAUGACACCGUCGUACGCGCCGGCAUGGUGAAUUCCCGUCCUUGCAAGGGCUACGGAUACGAUUACAAUCGUCCGGCGGCGGUGAGUUUGUUGGAUGUGACGACAGCACAAAGUGACUCCGAUUCGUCGUCGGUGAUCGAUCUGAACCACCGUGAAUACGAUUAUAAGGCAGUUAGAAAGUUCGAUCUCGAUCUUAACCAUCCUCCUCCGAUGGAUAUGGCAUGAAUUUUCGGAAUCUCACUUUUCAGUUUUUUUUGUUUUCAUUUUUGCGGAUUAUGAAUUUCUCUUUAGUUUUUAUAAGUAGAGAAUACAUCAACGUCCGAAAAAGAAGAAGGAGGAAGAAAUAUGUGUGAAUACAUAUAGUCGAUUGUCUCUAUUUUUUGCAACAGUAAGAAACCAGCGGUUUCAAUCUGUUGUUUCGAAAUCAUUACGAAACUGUUCUCCAGUUUUUUUUUUCUCUUUUGAAUUAAAUGAACUAAGAUGUAAUGUUUUUGGUUAAUUUGAAACCAAGUUUCGUGUAAUGAAAUUAACACUGAGAAUUUGCAGUAUUUGAUUAUUUAUUACUA